AACCUUUCAAAGCUAGCUUCAAUUAUAUAGAUUCUAUACUUUAUAUAUAUCCACACCUCUACCAUAUAUAUAUAACCCACCACCUUUCUCAAAUUUCAAAAAGACAUAUCUUCCUUAGAUUUCCCUCUCCCUAGCUCUACCUCUUAAUUAUUUCUUUCCUUAGCUAACAUACAAAUAAUAAUGGGUCUUAGAGAUGUCGGUGCUUCACUUCCACCUGGGUUUCGGUUUUAUCCAAGUGAUGAAGAGUUGGUUCUUCAUUACCUUUAUAAAAAGAUCACAAAUGAGGAUGUUCUCAAAGGUACCUUGGAGGAAAUUGACUUGCAUACAUGCGAGCCAUGGCAACUUCCUGAGGUUGCUAAGCUCAACGCAACUGAAUGGUACUUCUUCAGCUUUCGUGACCGUAAAUAUGCAACUGGCUUUAGAACCAAUAGAGCUACGACAUCUGGCUAUUGGAAAGCGACAGGGAAAGAUCGAACGGUGUUUGAUCCAAUGAGUGGUGAGGUUGUAGGAAUGAGGAAAACAUUGGUGUUCUAUAGGAAUAGAGCUCCAAAUGGAAUAAAAACAGGUUGGAUCAUGCAUGAGUUUAGGUUGGAGACCCCACAUAUGCCACCUAAGGAAGACUGGGUUUUGUGUAGAGUAUUUCAUAAAGGCAAAACAGAAAAUAGUACCAAAUUAAGCCCACAAGACAUGUAUGAAACAAUAGCACCAUCAUUAACCAACCAAACCAUGCCAAUUGGUUAUAACCAAUUUGCUUCUUUCUCAUCCUCAAUGACAACCCAUCAUUGUCAUUCAAAUGAGAACCAAAAUAAUUCUUUGAUGAAUCUACGUCAAUUUUCUAAAGAUGCAAAUACCAAUUGUAGUAGUGUAACUCAAAUUAGUCCUAAAUGUGAUGAUGGAUAUGGAUUUUUGUGGGACAUGGAUUUAGAAGAUCAUCAUGAUGGUGUCUCCUCAUCAAACUUAGAAGGAAUGAGAUUCGAAGUUGAUAAUAAUAAUUGCAUGGUCUUGCUAUAAAAAGUGUGAUAAUGUAUUAAUGUGUACAUAUUAAUGUAUAUGGUUCUUAUAGUUACGGAAAUUUGUGGUUUUGUGAUUUAAUUAUUUAGUGUUUGGCUUCAAAUAGUAUGCCACGUGCUUGAUUGGGAUUACUUAGCAUGUGCCAUGAUCAUAGGUUUUUUUUUUUUCAAGUGUUUAGUGUGAUUAGUUAGGCUUUCAUUUAUCUAUUUGGAAGGGGUUAUAUACAUUGAUUAGCAUUUGUAGUGGGAAUAUAAUAUUUAUUAUUAUUUAUUAUUUGUGAUGUACA
Messenger RNA from Trifolium pratense (red clover), 1297 nucleotides. RefSeq names its product protein CUP-SHAPED COTYLEDON 3-like. The record is from RefSeq and is a predicted model, not a curated record. The transcript is spliced from 3 exons. NCBI's taxonomy places the organism in Eukaryota, Viridiplantae, Streptophyta, Magnoliopsida, Fabales, Fabaceae. Gene Ontology annotation, biological process: regulation of DNA-templated transcription. Bases 181 to 1011 code for a protein of 276 amino acids. Gene Ontology annotation, molecular function: DNA binding.